Anopheles merus is the source of this 381-nucleotide messenger RNA. Its product is annotated as voltage-dependent calcium channel gamma-8 subunit-like. NCBI's taxonomy places the organism in Eukaryota, Metazoa, Arthropoda, Insecta, Diptera, Culicidae. The record is from RefSeq and is a predicted model, not a curated record. The transcript has 2 exons. Bases 1 to 381 code for a protein of 126 amino acids.
AUGGUCGGUGGCGGUGGCCACGCCGGCGUGUACGGGUCGUCCUCUUCGUCCUCUUCGUCGGCAGCGGGUGGAGGAGGAGGAGUAGGAGGGGCGGGUGGAGUAGCAGCGGAGCAGGGAGGCAGCACGCAGGUGUCGCUCGCGUCGGCAUCGCCGCCGGCCUCGUCCGGCGGCUCGGGCGCACCGGCAACGGAGCAGCAGCAGCAAUCGCAGGCGGCGCCACCGCCCGCAGCAUCGCCUGCGCCCGCGAGUUCGUCGUCUGCUGUCGCCACCUCGUCGUCGUCAGCACUGGCCGCGCAAAUUUCGGACCAACCGGAACAGCAACUGGUGCACGUUACAUUUAAGCGCGAUGAUGACGGCAUGGAAGUCACAUCGAAACCGUAG